ACUCUAUAUAAUAGACAAAACAAUAUAGCAAUAGAAAGGUGGUUAAGGGGAGAAGUACGGAAAGCUUAGGACAUAUUACUGGAAUUUGGGUUACAAUUUCACUGCCUAUUUCCGAGUAGGGUUUUGUGUAGGAGAGGUUUUAGAGAUGACAAUGGCGAGUCACAGACUCGGCGAGUCAACUCACCAUCGACUACUCGAUUUCGUUAAAACAGCGCUUAUCAAAAUCUUCGUCUCCCCUUAUGCUACUGUUUGUGAUAUGUAUUGUGGGAAAGUAGCAGAUGUGGAGAAGUGGGAUGAAGCUCAAAUUGGUCACUACAUCGGCAUUGAUGUGGCAACGUCGGGAGUGAACGAAGUGAAGGAAGCGUGGGAGAGUCAGCGGAAGGCUUACACAUCUGAGUUCAUUGAGCUUGACCCUUGUAUUGAAGAUAUAGACUCCUACUGGCAGGACAAGGAAAAGCAAGCCGAUAUUGUUUUCUGCAUGCACAAUUUACAGGUGUGCUUUGAUAGUGAAGAGAAAGCAAGGAGGCUAUUGCAUAAUGUAUCAUCUUUGCUUAAACCUGGGGGUUACUUUCUUGGUAUUACUCCUGACUCAUCUACUAUAUGGGCAAAAUACCAGAAGAAUGUUGAAGCAUACCAUAAUAGGAGCGGGGCGAUGAAACCAAACAUUGUACCUAAUUGCAUUAGAUCAGAAAAUUACAUGAUUACCUUUGAGGUUGAGGAAGAGAAGUUUCCCUUCUUUGGUAAGAAGUACCAAUUGAAGUUUGCAAGUGACAUCUCUGCUGAAACCCAUUGCUUGGUUCAUUUCCCUAGCCUGCUCAGGUUGGCCAGAGAGGCUGGUCUUGAGAACACAGAGAUUCAGAACUUGACAGAUUUUUAUGAUGAUAACAGAGCACAAGUUCUUGGGAUACUACAAGAUGCAGGCCAUAGCUUUAUUGAUCCCAGGGGAAGACUUCUUCCCAGAUCAUAUGAUGUUUUAGGUCUGUUCACCACAUUCAUAUUUCAAAAGCCUGAUCCAGAUAUUGCACCUCCACUUACGACUCCAUUUUUGCCUGUUGGAAGCCACAAUCCUGAUGAGAUGGAUUGGCAAGUCAUUGGGUGGAAUGAAGAGGAGAAGAAUGUACUGACUGAUCCAUCUAUAGGUUUGGGCAAGAUAACUGAACAAAAAGGGAUUUUAGGUCCUGGUCCUGCAGAAUUACGUUUCCCUGAAGCUAUUUGAUGUGAUUAGCAUAGACAUUUGACGACAGUUCGAAGGAUCAAUGCGGAAGUCGUGAGUUUUCAGUGUCGUUUCAUCUCGCUCAUUUCAUUCCACCGGUGGUAGACAUUUUGGUUUGUUGAUUGGCAAGAUGUGUAUCAUUAUAUCAUUUUGUUGUACCAAGGAAAGACAUAUUGGUUAAUGGAUUGGUUUGAUGUAUAUACCUCUCUUUUGGGCACUAGACAGUUUUGAUGUAACUAACAAUUUAAGAUUCAUCUUCUCUUUACUGACUUCACAAAAACGAACAGUUCCCUAUUUUCUAUGUGGACAAAUAUGAUACAGGCCUUACAC
This is a messenger RNA of Nicotiana attenuata, 1543 nucleotides long. RefSeq names its product mRNA cap guanine-N7 methyltransferase 2. The transcript has 12 exons. Gene Ontology annotation, cellular component: nucleus. Gene Ontology annotation, biological process: 7-methylguanosine mRNA capping. The record is from RefSeq and is a predicted model, not a curated record. Bases 146 to 1216 code for a protein of 356 amino acids. Gene Ontology annotation, molecular function: mRNA 5'-cap (guanine-N7-)-methyltransferase activity. Lineage: Eukaryota; Viridiplantae; Streptophyta; Magnoliopsida; Solanales; Solanaceae.